Molecule: messenger RNA, 1095 nt
Organism: Drosophila suzukii
Lineage: Eukaryota; Metazoa; Arthropoda; Insecta; Diptera; Drosophilidae
Source: RefSeq, a predicted model, not a curated record
AUGGACACUUAUAUUAAGCAAACAAACGUCCAGCUAAGCAGGAUCGAAGGUGAGCAGAAGGUCACGCAGGACAAUCUCCAGGCGCUAAAAGACGGACAGCAAUCGCAUUUGACCGAAAUUCAAAUAAUGAUGGACGCUCAACUUUUGGCUGUUCAGACUGAGCUGGAAAACCAAUCUUGCCAGAAGACUAUCUCUCAAGACGACUUCAGGGCGGGACUUCAGGCAUUUCAGUUCAAAUUGGAAAGCCGACUCCAGGAACAGACACGUAUUCAACAAGAGAUAAAUAAUAAGCUUUUGGCGACGCAAGCCCAACUGAUAGGUCAGCAGAAGGCCCUUCAGAAAUCUAUAAAUGCUAUUAUCAUGAAAAAGAAUUCGGAAAUAGAGCCCAUGAAAAGCAUCACGAAGGAAGAGCUUGAGGCGAGUUUGAAAACGUACCAGAUAAAAAUUGAGCGUCAACUUAAUUCGGUUCUGGCCAGUUCGAAGGAGCUUCUGGACAAAAUCAAAGGACUGUCAAAUGAGGCACCCAAUCACAAGACCUUUUCCACAGCCACAGUACCAAAAAUCCCAGCUAAUUUCCAGCAGAUCGGCAAGAGAUACUUCUAUAUCGAAAAUACGAAUCCUAAAACUUGGAAUAAUGCUGCACAAACAUGUCUCACUAAAGGCGGCCAUUUAGCCUCAAUCGAAAACGAAGUUGAGCUAAGAUCCAUAUCGGAAAAACUCAAACCAAAUACAAAAUACUGGCUUGGAAUAUACUAUCAGAACCAACAAGACCGUUUUAUGUCUAUAGCUUCUAGAAAGCCAGCUAGGUAUUUAAAAUGGAAUUAUGAACACAAAAUGAAAGGUUUCGAUUGCGUUUAUUUAUUUAACGGAGCUAUGAAUACAUCUAAAUGUUCAUUACUCGAAUUGUUUAUUUGUCAGUUAGACAAUGAGCUAUAAAUAAAAUUAUAUACAGUAAUUGACCUAAAAAUAUGUUUUGCAAUUUUUAUUCCUCCAUACGUACACAAAAAAACUAAGUGUUUGGAUCAAUUCUUUACAUUUGCAGGUACAUUUCUGUAAAAUACUUUCUUAACCAAGUUAUCCACUAUUAUUGACGAC